Molecule: messenger RNA, 2919 nt
Organism: Schistocerca cancellata (South American locust)
Lineage: Eukaryota; Metazoa; Arthropoda; Insecta; Orthoptera; Acrididae
Exons: 6
Coding region: 279-1040 (253 amino acids)
Source: RefSeq, a predicted model, not a curated record
UUUUAUGCCUUGAGGUGUAAUUACAAAUUUAGUAUUCUUUAUUAAUUCAUACGGCGUGACAUUUCAGCCUUCAAAGUGGCAGGUGCGGCAAAAAGUGAAAGUUACAUAACAGAAAAUGCACGCUGGAUGGUAAACUGUAAGGACGAUACAUGUUUUUAUGAUGCCAACAACGUUAUCAAUCGCAAGCUGAAGUUUAUGACUGGUUUUUGUGGAGUUACUAAAUCGGCUAUGUGUACACAAAAUAAGCAUCUCUUCUGACGUUUAAAGUGAAGCACAACAUGACAGUUCCAAAGCUCCAGCAGUUGUGGGAAUAUUUUAUCCAAGCAGAACAUCGCUCUUACGAGAAGUCUGCAUGGUUGGAUGUCUUCCUGUCCGAAUUUUUAGUGCAGGUGAAAGAAGGAAAAGAUGCAAAUGAAAUAAUCUCAUGUUGCAGUGGCAGUGGCAGCUCCCCGACCGGAGUGGCAGCACUGAUUGGGUGUGAGCUACUGACAGAGGUGCACGCGUUAUGCCCGCCACACAGCGAGGACCUGCAGCCGCUGGCUCGGCUGCUACUUUGCGGCUGGGGCUGGCGGGCACUUGCCGCACUGCACCACCUGGACUGCUCGUCCCUGUCUUGUGGGCGUGAGUUGUGUGCCCUGUUGGUGUCCCUGUUUCCAGUCGGCCUAGAAGCUGCUCCUCAGAGUCUCGUAAUAAAUGAAGAGUGCAACCCAUUUGUACAGCUGUGGAAACCACGACCCCCGAUGGACAGGCCAUUAAUUGAUGUUGUUAGUGACAAAAAGCAGCACUCCAUCUUCCGCACUGCAGUGAGAAUUACUAGUGUUCUGUCUAGUAGGUCCAGAGGACUGGGUUCAGAUGGCCAUUCUGUCACCCGCAGUGCCACAAGUGCUCCGGCAGCAGCUAGUGGUAGCAGCAGCGAGUCGGGUGGUGAGAGGGCGGAGCCUCUCAGUGUCAUCCGCAUACGCCUCAAUCCCAUGGACUUUGAGUACUUCACUUCAGCAACCUCCUUGAACCAUAUCAUGUUGGUGAAGUCCAAAAGCUGAUGUUGAAAGAGGAUAAUAAUAAAAUUCAGGAUUUUGAAGAAGAAGUGAACACAGAUUUUGAUAACGUAGUUGAAGUUCAGCAGGAAGAUUCAGAAACAGAGGAAGACAACAGUGAAGAUGAUGUGGAAGUACUUCAGGAAAACAACCCUUACCGUAUUGGAAGGGACAGAGAGACAAAAUGGAAUAAGUUCCACCAUUGCAGAGUGUACAUUUCAGGGUCCACAAUACUAUUUGAAAAUUACUUCGGCUUAUAGGUGCAGCGAAGGCAGAAAGAAUGCUUUUGGAAUGUUGGAAUUGCCUCAUAAGUGAUGACAUUUUGUCAGUUGUAGUUUUGUAUACAAAUCAGUAUAGUGAGAGUGUUGGAACUUCAUUUUAGCAUGAGAGAGAUGUAAAACCAGUAAAUGUUUUUGAAUUGAAAGCCUUCAUUGGUCUCUUAUUUUUAGCUGAUGUUAACAAAAGUAACAGAAAAAGCUUAGAGGUCUGUGGGAACUAAUUGAGAUAGCAUUGAAAAAUUUUGCCUUAUAAUGAACAUAAAAUGUUUCAAAUUCAUUUUGUGGUGUCUUGCAUUUGACAAGUCAUGGGACUUGCAAUCAAAGAAGAUGAUUAGGCAAAAUAACAGUGAUUCUAAAAAUAUUUUUGAUGUUUGUACAGAACUGCUAGAAAUCCUAUACCUUCAAAGAAAAUGUUAUAGUAGGUAGAUGGAAAAACUGGAAGGAUUCUGUGGAAAGUGCAGUUUUCUCCAAUAUGAAUCAAUCAAACCAAACAACUGUGGAAUUAAGAUGUAUGCUCGUGUGGAUUACCAAAUAUUUUAACUGUGUGAUUUGGAAAUAUAUUCUGAAUUGCAACCAGAAGGAUUACACCACAUGAGCAAUAAACCUUAGAUGUUCUGCAUCUGUGUGAACCUAUUAAUCACUCAUGUUGAAAUAUGGCACAGACAACUGGGUUACUAGUAUUGGCUUGACAGAAGAAGAAAAAUAUCUUUAUUUUGUUGGGAGGAUGAAGAAAGACGUGUGAGAUUCCUCUGGAGUUUGCAACCAGUGAAGGAAGGGCUGUUCACAGUUCACUUUUUGGCUUCAAGAAAGGCUGUUCCCCAGCUUCUGUGUUCCUAAAAGUGGAAGUGUGUGGUACAGGGAUCAAGUUUGCAUGAAGAUUAUUCAAUAGAUACUGACACUGGAGAUAAACAGAAGCCAUCCGUUGUAACAUUUUAUAAUAGCACCAAAUGUGGAGUUGACACUACGGAUAAGUUGACCACUUCAUAUGGUGUUGCAAGAAAUGUGUGCAGUUGUUCCAUGCUUAUAUCUUUUGCAUGAUCAAUAUGAGCAGAAUCAUUGCACAAGUAAUUUAGUGUGGUGACAGUUAGAAUUGUAUCCGAAGAAAAGGAUUCCUGAAACAACUACCGUAUUCAUUAGUUCUACCUCACUUGGUUUGAAGAAGCUUGGACACCUAAGGAAUUCAAAGGGUUUUCAACUGACGCUACAACAUUAUAAGUCAACAUGUGAAGAAAAAGUGGAAGAAGCAAGCAGAAAUGGAGAAAAAGGAACUGAGAUCAAGAAGAAAAGAUGUAGCACCUGCACAGUAAAGAAACGACUGACAAAACAUUGUAUCAAAAUGUCACAAGAUUUGUUCUGUGUGAUGCACACUGAAACUUUUUGCUCUGAGAGUGGUAAAAUUCCUCAUAUGUUCCACAGUCCAAAAAUGACGACGAGACAAAUGUUUGAGUAAUGUUAUUAUUGUUGUUGUGCUCUAAUGUUGUCUUUGCCUUUCUGUAAAGAUAUUUAUAAUUUAUAAUGAGUUGCAUUACUGAAAUUUAAUAAAGAAGCAAGUGAAAAAGCAACACUGUUAUCAUAUGUUAUCCCAGUCCAACAGUGCCAAUAAGAAA